GGGGGCUCUGCCUCCAUCCGCCGCUGGGGCCGGGCCGCCAUGGACGACCUGGGGGACUCUGGCGCCCCAUCUUUCCUGCUUCGCCCCCGUAUAGUGGUGUUUGAUGCCCUGCUGGCUGAUUUGGAGACCACCACCUCUCACAUUUCCAAGCGCCCAGUACUGCUCACGGACUCUGGGGCAGCCCACGCCAACGGGCUGGGGCAGGAUGGGACGCCUGAGGCCAGGCCCCCUCCUCCACCCUACAACCCUCAGCAGCAGGCCAUGUCCGUGGACCCCCUGCCUGUCUCUGCCCCGCCUAGUGGGGGCGAUAAAGAGCAUCUCUACAGCACUGUCUGCAAGCCCCGCUCACCCCGGCCCAAGGAGCCAGCCGCGCCACCCUUCUCCUCGUCCAGUGGGGUGCUGGGUGCUGGCCUCUGUGAGCUGGACCGGCUGCUGCAGGAGCUCAAUGCCACACAAUUCAACAUCACAGACGAAAUCAUGUCCCAGUUCCCAUCCAACAAGGGCCCUGAUGGGGAGAAGCGGAAGGAGAAGCCAGAGGAUGCUGGAGAAGGGGGGUCUCCAAGCCACUCUGCUGGCUCCACCUCCCCUCCUGUGAAGCCAUCAGCCACAUCUGCUACCCUGGAGCUGGACAAACUCAUGGCCUCAUUGUCGGACUUCAGAGUCCAGAGCAACCUCCCAGGGGUCUCGGCUGCGCCACCCCCGGCCCCCGCCCGAGUCUCCCUGGCACAGCAGCCAGUGAUGUCAUCUGUCUGCCCCAGCCCCUCUGGGCCGCCCCCCCCAGGAGCGCCGGCCCCACAGGGUGGCAACUUGGACAGCAUGCUGGUGAUGCUGCAGUCGGACCUGAGCCGCCAGGGGAUCUCCACCAGCACCAAGGGGCUGUGUGCCUCCUGCCAGAAACCCAUCGCUGGGCAGGUGGUGACGGCGCUGGGCAACACCUGGCACCCCGAACACUUCGUCUGCACCCACUGCCAGAAGGAGAUGGGAGGCAGCAACUUCUUCGAGAAGGAUGGUGCCCCCUACUGUGAGAGAGACUACUUCCAGCUUUUCUCGCCCCGCUGCGGCCUCUGCAACGAGCCCAUCCUGGAUAAAAUGGUGACAGCUCUGGACAAGAACUGGCACCCGGAGCAUUUCUGCUGUGUGAAGUGCGGGAGGCCCUUCGGGGAGGAAGGCUUCCAUGAGAAGGACGGCCAGCAGUACUGCCGCCAGGACUUCUACGAGCUCUUCUCCACGCGCUGCCAGGGCUGUGGCCAGGCCAUCCUGGAGAACUACAUCUCAGCCCUCAGUGCCCUCUGGCACCCUGAGUGCUUUGUCUGCAGGGAGUGCUAUGCGCCGUUCCUGCAGGGCAGUUUUUUCGAGCAUGACGGGAGGCCCUUCUGCGAGACGCACUACCACAGCAGCGGGGCUCGCUGUGCUGGGCUGCGAGAAGCCCAUCGCUGGCGCCUGCUCACCGCCAUGGCCCGCAAGUUCCACCCCGAGCACUUCGUCUGCGCCUUCUGCCUCAAGCAGCUUAACAAGGGCACCUUCAAGGAGCAAACGACAAGCCCUAGUUGCCACCCCUGCUUCCUCAAGCUCUUCGGCUGAGCCCCGCCCUUCUCCAGGCAGGCCCCACCCCCGGGCCCGGCCACUCCCCCAACAGGGCCCACCCCCUGUCCUAGCCACUCCCCCAACAGCCCCUCCCCCUGUCCCUAGCCACA
Messenger RNA from Dermochelys coriacea (leatherback sea turtle), 1694 nucleotides. It is a transcript of the gene TGFB1I1, whose product is annotated as transforming growth factor beta 1 induced transcript 1. Gene Ontology annotation, molecular function: actin binding; muscle alpha-actinin binding. Gene Ontology annotation, cellular component: Z disc; stress fiber; filamentous actin. The record is from RefSeq and is a predicted model, not a curated record. Lineage: Eukaryota; Metazoa; Chordata; Testudines; Dermochelyidae. Gene Ontology annotation, biological process: muscle structure development; actin cytoskeleton organization.